This is a messenger RNA of Exserohilum turcica Et28A, 2706 nucleotides long. RefSeq lists its product as uncharacterized. The transcript has 7 exons. Gene Ontology annotation, biological process: DNA-templated transcription; regulation of DNA-templated transcription. Bases 1 to 2706 code for a protein of 901 amino acids. The record is from RefSeq and is a predicted model, not a curated record. Gene Ontology annotation, molecular function: DNA-binding transcription factor activity, RNA polymerase II-specific; zinc ion binding; DNA binding. Lineage: Eukaryota; Fungi; Ascomycota; Dothideomycetes; Pleosporales; Pleosporaceae.
AUGACUAAGCCGUCCGAGUCGGACGAGACACCGUCCAAGCGGGACAUCAGGCUCGAUCAGGACACGUCGGCCAAGGCCUCAUCGAGAGAAAAGUCUUCCAAGCCGCGUCACAGGGCGUCAAUCGCCUGUGCUUCAUGCCGGGACCGCCGAAUUCGCUGCGUAGUACCGCCAGGAGAGAAGGAGUGCACCCAGUGUAAACGGUCGGGUGUAGAGUGUGUGAUUAAGAAUGACGAUGAGAGAAGGAGACCCAUCUCGAGAGCAUACAUGUGCUCCCUCACCGAUCGCGUGGCCCUCCUGGAGACUAUGCUGAAGGAGCGCGGCGAGGAGAUACCGCCAGCGAACCAUCCGCCCAAAACGCGCCACAAUGGACCGCGCAAUGAGGAAGACCCCUCUCCAAGCCAGAAGCACACCGAGUCUACCAACAUCCAAAACGACAACUCCAGCCCUGGAAGCCAAGAGAGUCCUCAAGAUGAAUACCCAGAGUUUGAGCAGCAAGACUUUAGUAUGAACAGUCCCUACAUCUCCACCGAUGCAGACAGCGCUGGUUCGCCGUCUAUACUACCUCCGCCCAAGAAGAACGGCAUGGUUAGCCGGCUUCUCUCUACCCGCGGCCAUCUCUCCUUUGACCAGCUCAACGGCCGCCUUCGCUACUUUGGCCCGACAACAAAUUGCCAUGUGCAUUCCGAAUCCCUGAAUCCAUGUAGUAAUACCCAAGAACACAGCGAACAAUCUCGACGUGCCGACAGAAUCAUUCGCUCUCUCUCACUGGAUACCUAUGAUUACCUCAUGGACCUGUUUUGGCAGUACUACAACACCGUCCUCCACGUACUGCAUCAGGAAGCCUUCAACGAGGACCGCGAAAUGGGCCGCACCCAGUUUUAUUCUGGCUUCUUGCACGUUUGCGUGCUCGCCAUGGGAUUCCGCUUUGCGGAUAAAGAAAGAAUGGAUAUCAAGCGCAUUGGUCUGCCGGGCAUGGAAAGCACACUGCAUCGUGAGGCCAAGUAUAUGCUCGACCAUGAGCUUGAGAGACCUGGCGGAAUUCCCAGUGUCAUUGCACUGCUGUUGUUGGGAGACUUGGAAUGUGGUGUUGGCCGUGACAAUGCUGGCUGGAUGUAUAGCGGUAUGGCUGUCAGACUCGCAUUCGACAUUGGUCUACACCUCGACACACGCCUCUCAGGCCUUCCUACACGCGAGAUUGAAAUUCGGCAAAUGACUCUUUGGGCUUGCGUCAUCUACGACAAGUACUGGGCACUUUUCCUCGGCCGUCCCACGUCCAUGAAGUCUUCAGACCUGGAGAUAUACCACCUGACCAAGCAGUUUGAUCGUCUUGGUACCUGUCGUCCCGCUGGCCCUGAGAAGAGCAUGGAAACCAUGAUUUAUGAAGCACUUCUCGAUCUCAUGGAGCUCGCCGGCAAGAUUACGGAAAACAUGGAUCCCCGUCGGUUUCAAGCUAGCACUGCGGACGUGCACAUUGCCGUCGAUCGUAAUCAAUACAUUCAAAUGGCGGCGUUGGAUCGCGAGUUCAGCAGCUGGUAUGCCCGGUUGCCUGAACAGCUGCGCUGGACGCAGAACAAUAUCGCGACAGCGCCUUUUAGUUUCUUCUUGCUGCACCAGCAGUAUCACACCAGCUUGAUUUUGUUGCACCGCCCCUUUGCACUGUAUGACGAUCAAGCAAGCAAUGAUAUUGGACCUGAUGAUCACUUUUCAGCUUUGAGUCGGACAGUGUGCACCAAGCACGCGAUACGAGUGGCAAGGAUUUACUGGCAGCACCGGCAGCGGUUUGACACGAAGCGAAUCUUUGUGACAGGCAUGCAGCACGCCGGUACUGCAGCUACAGCCUUGGUCGCCGCACUGGCAUACAUCAAAGACCCUGUAUCCCGCGCUAACAACAUGCAAUACCUGGAGUGUCUUUCCGCCGCUCUCUCAGACAUGGCAUUCACCUACCAGCCCGCCGAAAGCAUGUCGACGGUCCUCCGUGCGGUAAUGGUUGAACUCCGCGGCGGCCCCGAUCCCUCAUCAUCCACCUCAUUCAACCCCUACAAACUAGAAUCUAGCCUCGUCCCCGCCCGCCGCGGCAGCACCAUCGACAUGGACAGCGACCGAGACAGCAGCAACCAAUGGGCCAAGAAGCGACAGAUGAGCUCCUCCACCACCAGCAACACUCCCAAUGUCCGGCCGCGCCCCCGCAAAACACGCACCAUGAGUUCGGGCACCACACACACCCAAUCCGCCGCCACACUCCCACCAACACCGCUUUCCCAACACAACCUCGCCAUCCAAGCCCCGCCGCCCCCUCGCUUCGAAGACCAAUCUCAAAACGACAGCUUCAUCAUGGUGACCCCUAGAUCAGAACUUGGUACCUGGGUCCCACCACAACCCCAGGAUCUCACUUCUCAACCUCUCUCCACGCCCCCGGCUACCGCAGCAUCCUCGACAUCGUCAUCGCAGCACCCCCGCCACUCAUGGCUUGCUCCCCCGGAAUUUGAUCAGCAGGAUGCAAUAGCUCAGCUCGCGAAUGCGCAUUUCCCGGAGCUCAGCGCGUUUGAUGAUGUCGUUGCUGCGGGGUGGUGCACCACUACCACCGACGGACCCAUGAAUCUCGAUUUCAUGCCCCUCGGCGAUGUAAGUGAUGUGUGGGGCGCGUUGGGAAAAGGGUGGAGUACAGGUAGUGAUUUGGAUGGGUUUCCGCUGCAAAAUUCUUUUUAA